Hansenula anomala is the source of this 1499-nucleotide messenger RNA. RefSeq lists its product as uncharacterized. Bases 1 to 1314 code for a protein of 437 amino acids. The transcript is spliced from 2 exons. Gene Ontology annotation, molecular function: oxidoreductase activity. Gene Ontology annotation, biological process: carnitine biosynthetic process. Gene Ontology annotation, cellular component: mitochondrion. The record is from RefSeq and is a predicted model, not a curated record. NCBI's taxonomy places the organism in Eukaryota, Fungi, Ascomycota, Saccharomycetes, Phaffomycetales, Wickerhamomycetaceae.
AUGCUCAGAUCAAAGAUAAAGCCAGCCAGUACCUUCAACUCUUUCAGGUCUUUCAUCAAACAAAGAUCCAUCUCAACCGAACCAUCCACUCCAGCAAUCAAUGAAGUUGUUGGUAACAACAUCAAAGUGAUCCAUAAUCACAAAUGGACAUCUUUUGAAUUCCUAAACCAAAAUAAAUCAUUCAGUUACAACAAUACUUUUCUUAGAGAUUCUUCAACUUCUUCAAGCUCAAUUGAUCCAGAAUCUGGCCAAAAAUUAUUCACCACGGCUUCAAUUAUUGAAAGUUACCCAAAAUCAAUUGAAUUCCCUGCUAAUGAUCGUAUUCAAAUCACUUGGAAUGAUGGUGAAAUAUCAGAGUUUGAUCAAUCUUUCUUGGAAUCAAAUGCAACUAUUGAAAAUAGAAAAUUCGGUAAAUAUUUCGAUGAAGAUAUAGUUACAUGGGAUAUAAACAAAGAAUUAACUAUUGAUAAUGUUCCGAAAAUUGAUUAUAAUGAUUAUUUAACUAAAAAGGAAUCAAUUUCAAAAGUUUUAGAGAACUUAAACAAAUACGGUUUAAGUCAAAUUAUAAACAUUCCAACUAAAUCUGAUAAGGAUCAUGAUUCAUCUCCAAUUGUUCAACAAAUUGGUGAAAGAAUUGGUUAUAUCAAACAAACUUUUUAUGGUACCGUGUUCGAUGUUAGAAGCGUUCCAAAUGCUAAAAAUAUAGCUUAUACAAGCCAAUUUUUACCUUUACAUCAAGAUUUAUUAUAUUAUGAAUCACCUCCUGGUCUUCAAUUGUUACAUUUCAUCAAAAACAAAUCAAUUGGUGGUGAAAAUGUCUUUGCUGAUGGGUUUGCUGCUGCAAGACAUGUUAAGACUGUGGAUCCUGAAGCUUAUCUAGCUUUACAAAGUGUUCCAAUCAAUUAUCAUUAUGAUAAAGAUGGCCAUUCUUAUUAUUAUUCAAGACCUUUAAUUGUGGAAAAUGAAGUUGUUGGGCAAGGUGUUUAUGGUGAAAAAGAUCAUUUCAAAGAGGUUAAUUAUUCUCCUCCUUUCCAAGCACCUUUUGAUUUUGGUAUCACUGAAUUAGGUGAUAGACACGUUUUCCAAGAUUUCCUUAGAGGUUUAAAAGAAUUUGAAGAUUAUAUCAAUGAUCCUGAAAACCAAUUGAAAUUCAAAGUUGAAGAAAACACUUGUAUCAUAUUUGAUAAUAGAAGAGUCCUACACGCAAGAGACCAAUUUGAUAAUAAUAGUGGAGAAAGAUGGUUGAAAGGUUGUUAUAUAGAUAAAGAUGCUUAUUUAUCUAAAUUAAGAGUUACAAAGAAGCAAAUCAAAUGAUUUGAUGGCUUCUUAUUUAUUUAUUCUGCAAAUUUACUUGUAAGAGCGAAAGGUUUUAUGGUUGUACAAAUGAGUAUCUAUAGUACUGAUCACGUGUAACGUCACGUGUAACGUCACGUGAAUGACUGUUUUUGUGUUGACGAUUUUUUUUUAUAAAGUUUUGAACGCGUCAAAUUUCACGGCCC